AUAACUACUAUAGGUUCCUGAAUGCAAGCUUCCCAGGAAAUGUUUUGUGUUCAGAUUUUGAGGUUAAAUCCAUCCAUCCAUCUUUUGCUUUAAGGCAGAAUGGUUCUGAGGCACUCCAGGUGUUGUUGUGAAAUAGGGAGGAGCUUUUACUUUGAAGAAUUCUGGGAAAGCUAUUACAAUUUCCUGAACCUAAAGAUGUAAAUACUCUUCUAAUCUACAGUCAGAAUGGAGCCAUCUGCCACUGGCAUGUGUGGAGAGGAUUUUCAGGCUGAUAAUCAACCAGUUUGACAUCAUUAUAAAUGUACUUGCCUUAGCCAUCAAGCCCUGAGAUGCGUUUCAUGCUGCUUUUCAGCCGUCAAGGCAAAUUGAGGCUCCAGAAGUGGUAUACUCCGUUGCUUGAUAAGGAGAAGAAAAAGGUUACUCGGGAACUUAUUCAAAUUGUGCUGUCUCGACAAUCCAGAAUGUGUAGUUUUGUUGAAUGGCGAGAUCUGAAAAUUAUUUAUAAAAGGUUUGCUAGUUUAUAUUUCUGUUGUGCAAUAGAGGAACAGGACAAUGAGCUUCUGACUCUAGAAAUCAUUCAUCGUUAUGUGGAACUUCUGGAUAAGUAUUUUGGAAAUGUUUGUGAACUGGACAUUAUUUUUAAUUUUGAAAAGGCCUAUUUCAUACUGGAUGAAUUUUUAAUUGGAGGAGAAUUGCAGGACACCUCAAAGCAAAGUAUACCAAAAGCAAUAGAAGAAGCAGAUAUGCUCCAAGAGACCAUGGAAGAAUAUAUGGCUAAACCAACAUUUUAACUUGGACAUUGAAGAACUGGAAGAUAUAGUUGAGAAGUUCAACCUAUGCAUAAACCUACAGUGACUUAAAAUUUAGAUAUUUACAUUUUGUUGCUGCAUCACACUAUAGAAGAAUGUCAUCCAAAUUGCAGCUAACACUGUGCAAUAUUGAGGCAAUUUUUUUUCAUGUUUUGAUAUUUUAAUGUACUCUUCACUCUACACUUUCGGUUAGCAGGAGGUUUUUCACUACCUUUUCUUUAAAAAAAAUACAGUCCUUCUUGAAUUAGAUCACAUUGUAUUUCCGCCACUGUCAUUCAGAAAUAUUCUAUUUUAUAGAAACCAAUCAAUCUGCCACAUGUGCUUCUCAUCGUAAAUAAAGCACUUAAUCGUGAA
Molecule: messenger RNA, 1163 nt
Organism: Stegostoma tigrinum
Lineage: Eukaryota; Metazoa; Chordata; Chondrichthyes; Orectolobiformes; Stegostomatidae
Gene: ap1s3a
Product: adaptor related protein complex 1 subunit sigma 3a
Exons: 7
Coding region: 330-791 (153 amino acids)
Biological process (GO): intracellular protein transport; vesicle-mediated transport
Cellular component (GO): AP-1 adaptor complex; membrane coat; intracellular membrane-bounded organelle
Molecular function (GO): clathrin-cargo adaptor activity
Source: RefSeq, a predicted model, not a curated record